Molecule: messenger RNA, 957 nt
Organism: Diaporthe batatas
Lineage: Eukaryota; Fungi; Ascomycota; Sordariomycetes; Diaporthales; Diaporthaceae
Exons: 3
Coding region: 1-957 (318 amino acids)
Biological process (GO): L-leucine biosynthetic process
Cellular component (GO): cytosol
Molecular function (GO): NAD binding; magnesium ion binding; 3-isopropylmalate dehydrogenase activity
Source: RefSeq, a predicted model, not a curated record
AUGGCAGAGGGCCUAAAGGUCCUCGAUGCAGCUUCGCGUCGAUAUCCUGAUGUGCGACUCAACACAACAACAUAUCCGAUUGGCGGGAAAUGGGCGGGCCAGACACCGUCGGUUGAGGUGGCUAGCCUGGGUGCCCUGCGCCGAGGGCUUGAGGCGUUUGGCAACCUGCGCCCCGUCAGCUUUGCCGCGCCGUCGCUGGCCCUGACGUCGCCCAUGAAGCCAGAAGUCUGCGCCGGAACCAACAUCAUGGUCGUGCGUGAGCUCACCGGCGGCAUCUACUUCGGCGCGCACAAGAGCGACGCUCGGUCGGCCAGCGACGUGGACCAGUACACGUACGACGAGGUCGCGCGGGCUGCGAGGCUGGCCGGCGUCUUGGCCACUCAGGGCCGCGGCUCCAACCCACUCCCCAUCAUCAGCCUCGACAAGAGCAACGUGCUGUCGGCCUGCGGCACUUUCUGGAGGCGCGUGGUGAGCGAGGUCCUGGCGGCCGAGUUCCCGGGUGUGCCGCUGCGCCACAUGCUCAUCGACAGUGCCGCCAUGACGCUCGCCUGCAGCCCUGCCAAGCUCAACGGCGUCGUGCUCACCAGCAACCUGUUCGGCGACAUCAUCAGCGACCAGUGCAGCGCCAUAGUCGGCAGCAUCGGUAUGCUCCCCAGCGCGAGCCUGCGCGGUGUUCCCGAUGUCGCGGACCGCGGUGCAACCAAGGGUCUGUACGAACCCGUCCACGGCUCGGCCCCCGACAUUGCCGGUGAACAAUUGGUAAAUCCUAUCGGCAUGAUACUCUCCGUGGCCAUGAUGUUCCGUUAUUCCCUCGGCAUGCCUGAUGCGGCGCAGCGGAUUGACCAGGCUGUGAGCCAGACUAUAGAGGCUGGGAUCCGUACGCCUGACCUUGGAGGGUCCGCAACAACAAGCGAGGUCGGAACUGCCGUAGCAAAAGCUUUGGAAACCCUGGUCUGA